AUGGACACUGGAUACAACGUAGGAAUACCCCGCGAAGAACAAGGGCAUAAGACCAGCUUCUCCAUUGAAACACAGCAGAUACAGACAUUCCGAGUAAUCAUCAUCCAACACCACAACCUCACGCAGCCCCAGAUCAACCCCAAGCAACAACCAACCUGGAAACAAGAAAAGCAAGACAGAACCCUAUCCAGCAGCAUACACCCAUGUCCAGUCCAUGUCCAGUCCAGUCCAGUACAGUACACCCCCUUAUUCCCAAUCCAACCCAACUCAACUCCUCCUCCAAGCAUGCAAAAGCACUCCCCGAAAGAAAAUCCUUUCAUGUACACAGGAUGCAUGGUGGAAGAAGCAAGGGGGAGACGCCCGCAGCACCGACCCACUGUAGAACCCAGAAACAGGACAGUCAAUCAUCGAACCUCGAUUCUGAGAUCGAGAAAGAGAAUGCGGAUGCAAGAUAGAUGCUUGCUUACUGUUACUGUUACUGUUACUGUUACUGUACUUGUACUUGCAUGCAUGCACUGCACUGCAUUGCAUGUAUGCAUGCAUAUGUAUAUGUGUGUGUGUGUAAGUGGAAAACGGUUGCUGGGUACGGACUUCACGAGCAUUGCAGAUAACCCAGGAGCUGGAAGCUGCAGGGUGAAAUCUCGGGGGUGA
Aspergillus japonicus CBS 114.51 is the source of this 651-nucleotide messenger RNA. RefSeq lists its product as uncharacterized. The transcript is spliced from 5 exons. The coding region runs from base 1 to 651 and encodes 216 amino acids. NCBI's taxonomy places the organism in Eukaryota, Fungi, Ascomycota, Eurotiomycetes, Eurotiales, Aspergillaceae. The record is from RefSeq and is a predicted model, not a curated record.